AUGAGUUACUACUCCUACCCUCAGUAUGGUGGUCAGUUCUCCAAUGGGGAGGAAAAUCCCGAGGACGCCGCGACUCCACAGCGGACCUACUUCUACCCUGCGGCCUACGGUGCUGGUGGCGCGUACGGACACUAUUACUACCAGAACUGCAUGACACCGACCAUGGCGCAGUAUCCAAUGCCAUACAACGUGGCGGCUCCUCACCCGGUUCCGACCCAGGGUGGGUAUCUGGGGCCCAAGCCGGGUGACAAUGAGGGUCAGCGAACCCCCAGUACCCCCGUGACCAGCACUCGUCCGGUCGAGACGGAGGCAGCUCAGUACCAGCGUUCAGUGAGCUAUCCAGGCGUCUACUACCCCGGAGGACCCUACAUGUAUCCUUACGGAUACUCUCCUCAGACACAGGGUUUCGCCAAUCAGCCCCGACCCAUGUGGUUCCCAUAUGGCUACCCCAACGCCGCCUCCUACCAGACGCCUCAGAAGACCCCGGGCCUCAGCAACUCGAACGAGCCAAGCCCCGGCACAACGUCUGGACCCCGUACCCCUGGUGAUGUCGAUGACUCCGAAGAAGAAACCCCGACCAAGAAGCCAUCCUUCCGCGCCCGCCUCCAGGAGAAGGAGAAAAAGAAGCCCAACGUCCCCGCGUUCCCCAUCAAGCGUGCCGGACGCUCCCCUUACCGCCCGGCCUCCCCUCCUCCCCAGACCCGCAGCGCCUUCCAGGCGAAGCUCGCCGCCGCCGUCAGGGCCGUCCCCGGCACGCGCUCGCGCCUCCGUCGCCUCCGCUCAGACGACGACCUCAUCUCCCUCAAGGAGCUCUCCCUGGACGAUGAUGACGACGAGGGCGCCGAGGAUGACGUGGAGCACUGCGAGAUUGACGUCUACGACGCGCCCGACGUGCCCAACUAG
Messenger RNA from Thyridium curvatum, 903 nucleotides. RefSeq lists its product as uncharacterized. The record is from RefSeq and is a predicted model, not a curated record. Bases 1 to 903 code for a protein of 300 amino acids. The transcript has 2 exons. Lineage: Eukaryota; Fungi; Ascomycota; Sordariomycetes; Thyridiales; Thyridiaceae.